AUGGUAUUGGAACAAACACUAAUGGACAGCAAGUGGGCGACCACAGAACUGUCCUGGACCACAUUUCCGGAGAGUGGGUGGGAGGAGGUGAGUGGCUACGACGACUCAAUGAGUCCUAUCAGGACAUACCAGGUGUGCAACGUGCGCGAACCCAACCAGAACAAUUGGCUGAGGACGGACUUCAUCCCCCGUAAGGGCGUGCUGCGCGUCUACGUGGAGCUCAAGUUCUCCGUCCGUGACUGUGCCAGUAUUCCCAACAUCCCCGGCUCCUGCAAGGAGACCUUUAACCUCUUCUACUACGAGUCCGAUGGCGAUACCGCUACGGAAAGUAGUCCCUUGUGGAGGGAGACCCCUUAUGUCAAAGUUGACACCAUUGCCCCUGAUGAGAGUUUUUCCUUGCUCGAAGCAGGCAGGAUCAACACCAAAGUGCGAAGCUUUGGCCCUAUUUCCAAGGCCGGCUUCUACCUAGCCUUCCAGGACCUGGGGGCUUGUAUGUCCUUGAUAUCCGUGCGGGUUUUCUUCAAGAAGUGCUCGACGACCAUCGCAAACUUCGCCGUCUUCCCCGAGACGGCCACAGGGGCCGAGGCCACCUCCUUGGUCAUCGCCCCGGGGGCGUGUGUGUCUAACGCGCAGGAGUUGUCCGUCCCUCUUAAGCUGUACUGCAACGGGGAUGGGGAGUGGAUGGUUCCCGUGGGGUCUUGUACCUGCAUGCCGGGGUUUGAGCCUGCUAUGGCUGACACACAGUGCCAGGCGUGCACCCCCGGGUCAUUCAAGUACAAGCAGGGGGAGGGCUCGUGUUACCCCUGCCCCCCCAACAGUCGCACGAGCUCCAGGGGGGCCAACAUCUGCCUAUGCCAAAAUGGCUUCUAUCGUGCCGACAGUGACCCUGCGGACUCAGCCUGCACCACCGUGCCCUCGCCACCUCAGAACGUCAUCUCCACGGUGAACGAGACCUCGAUCGCCCUGGAGUGGGAGGAGCCGCUGGACGUCGGCGGGCGGGACGACGUCAUCUACAACGUGGUGUGUAAGAAGUGUCUGCGCGACCAGAGCCCGUGCUCGCGCUGCGACGACAACAUGGACAUGUCGCCGCGCCGACUCGGCCUGACCCAGAAGAAGGUGGUGGUGAGGAACCUGCAGGCGCACACCCGCUACAGCUUUGAGGUCCAGGCGGUCAACGGCGUCUCUGGGAAGAGCCCUGGCGCACCGCGAUACGCCACCGUCAACAUCACCACCAACCAGGCCGCACCGUCAGCAAUACCCACAGUGCACCUGAUGAAGUCAACGUCAGACACCCUCAGCCUGUCCUGGCUUCCCCCAGAGAAACCCAACGGGGUCAUCCUGGAUUACGAGAUUAAGUACUACGAAAGGGGCCAGGCCAUGUCUCACACGGUGACGGCCCAGCACAGCUCAACCCGUGUGGAGGGACUGAGGGCUGCCACUCCCUACGUUGUCCAGGUCCGGGCUCGCACUGUGGCUGGCUACGGGCACUACAGCAUCCCUAUGGACUUCAGCACCUCCAUACACAGUGACCCUCAGAAAUCGGUGCAGGACCAGCUGCCGCUCAUCGUGGGCUCGGCGUCGGCCGGUCUAGUGGUCAUUGUUGCCAUUGUGGUCAUGGCCAUAGUUUGCUCUAGGAAGCAACACAGCAGUUCGGAGCUGGAGUACACAGAGAAGCUGCAGCAGUACGUUUCCCCGGGGGUGAAAGUAUACAUUGACCCAUUCACUUACGAGGACCCCAACGAGGCCAUCCACGAGUUUGCCAAGGAGAUAGACAUCUCGUGUGUGAAGAUCGAGGAGGUCAUUGGUGCAGGUGAGUUCGGGGAGGUGUGCCGCGGGCGCCUGAAGCAGGCCAGCCGCCGUGAAGGUGUGGUGGCCAUCAAAACGCUGAAGGCGGGUUACACAGACCGCCAGAGGCGGGACUUCCUGGGGGAAGCGUCAAUCAUGGGCCAGUUCGACCACCCCAACGUGAUCCGGCUGGAGGGCGUGCUGACCCGCAGCUGCCCCGUGCUCAUCAUCACCGAGUUCAUGGAGAACGGAGCGCUGGACUCCUUCCUCAGGCUGAAUGAUGGGCGCUUCACGGUGACCCAGCUGGUGGGCAUGCUGCGUGGCAUGGCGUCGGGCAUGAAGUACCUCUCGGACAUGAACUAUGUCCACCGGGACCUCGCCGCCCGCAACAUCCUGGUCAACAGCAACCUGGUGUGUAAGGUGUCCGACUUCGGUCUGUCCCGUUUCCUGGACGACUCAUCAGUCGAUCCUACCUACACCAGCUCUCUGGGAGGUAAGAUUCCCAUCCGCUGGACCGCCCCCGAGGCCAUCGCCUUCAGGAAGUUCACCUCGGCCAGUGACGUGUGGAGCUACGGAAUCGUCAUGUGGGAGGUGGUAUCCUACGGAGAAAGGCCCUACUGGGACAUGAGCAACCAGGAUGUGAUGACUGCUGUGGAGCAGGACUACCGCUUGCCCCCUCCCAUGGACUGCCCCAUGGUGCUGCACCAGCUCAUGCUGGAGUGCUGGGUGAAGGAGAGGAACCUGAGGCCCAAGUUCUGCCAAAUCGUCAGCACCCUGGACAAGCUGCUCCGCAACGCCGCCACCCUCAAGGUGGUCACCAGCACAUACUCGGGGGAUCUUUUGCGGAUCGGGGGGACACUGCCUGGCCACCACAGGAAGAGUCUGGACAGCAGUCAGAAUGAUAUAGUUCGACAACCGAUGAGCACGACUCUCCCCAUCAGGGUCUAAGGUUUCGGUCUGGACCAACAAACCAACAAACAACCAAACAGAGACCGCAUGGGAAACUGGACCCACUAGAAACUACCUAGGAACUCUACUUGCAGAGCCCAAUGGAUGAAUGAAUGACCAUACCUAGACAAAACAAACAUUGUCUACUGUAACUAGACAAAACAUUGUCCACAGUAGACAAAAACGUCUACUCUACCUAGACAAAACUAACAUGGAAAAGGAAGUGUCGAGUUUGGACAGCUUCAGUAGGGCACCGUAGAAAAUAGACUCUUGAGAAGCUUGUGGAUAACCCAUCAUUGAUGUUGAAUUGAAUUUGUGAACCGUCCAUUGACAGAAAGCCAAACUCCCCCUCAGGUUGUGUUUGCAUGUCUGCAUGUGCUUUCUGCUGACUGGGAUGUGUUCUUUUCCCAAAAUGAUUUCCAUGUCUCCUCUGCCACUAUCGUUGACUUUGACCAUGGAUGGGAAUGGACAUGGAUACUGUGGACUUCGACGUCUGGAACGAGUGCAAUGAUGAUGCAAAAAGGUUUGUUCACACAUGGGACUUUAAGGAUGGAUUCAAUGGAUUCUAAAUGAAUGUGGGCACCUGAACGAUUGUAUCCCAAUGCCCAUGGACAGGGAACCUGAUUACAGACGUCUAUAACAAUUGCUGUUUUUGAUCUGGUUUCAUUCACUUUCUUUAAAUGUGGUCUUCCAUGUUACUGGGAGGUUUUGGUUUCAUGAUACUGUAUGUGUUGUUGUGUGUCCUCUUCACCUACUGUGGAUAAAGGGGGUGACUGAGAAGGACUUAUUUGACUGUACAGGACACACCAUCAUGUGCAUGCCAUGCUAACGUGGAACUGUUGCGGAUGAACGUCAUGCAAACAAGAGACGAUGGUUCCGCAUUAACUGUUACUCUACAGACAUAUGCCAUAUUUUCAUACUCUUAUUUUGUUCAACUAUGCCUUGUUUUGGAUGCUAAGUUAUUACUUAUUGUUUAAAAAAAAUUGAAUAUUCACACAUUAACUCAAUACGCUAAACAGUGAAUUUAAUGAUUAAACAAGAAUCAAAUAUUUUACGGAGGCUGGUGCUCAUAGGAAAGGGUUAAUGGUGAACAAUAGCUAUUUCUAGUCACCAGUGCUGGCUCACAUUUUCAACGUGUCAGUACAGUUGUCAAUUCCAUUAUUCUGGACUAGCUGCUGAUAUCUUAGCCUGGGGCUCCAGUCCCUUUGUGCCUCAACCAACUCCUCUCUGUGUUCAUCCAUUGUCAUGCCUAACAUGUUUGGCCUGACAACGGUAGUCAGGGGAGUUGGCUAAAGCACAUACAGUAUGGAACCAGACGGUUGAUGUGUCAGAUCUAUUCUUUAGUAAAAUGUGUCAAGGAUCAAUGCAAAUGAAAAAGGUCACCGUUGAGAUAAUAACUAUGUGACCUUAUCAUCAA
Molecule: messenger RNA, 4150 nt
Organism: Salvelinus namaycush (lake trout)
Lineage: Eukaryota; Metazoa; Chordata; Actinopteri; Salmoniformes; Salmonidae
Product: ephrin type-B receptor 3-like
Exons: 15
Coding region: 1-2733 (910 amino acids)
Biological process (GO): protein phosphorylation; cell surface receptor protein tyrosine kinase signaling pathway; axon guidance
Cellular component (GO): neuron projection; plasma membrane
Molecular function (GO): protein binding; ATP binding; transmembrane-ephrin receptor activity
Source: RefSeq, a predicted model, not a curated record